AUGAAACUCCGCAAGAGACACCAGCUUGAGGCGAUAGACAAGUUCCAUUCUACGAUGAGCAUCUCCUUGGGCUAUUUUUUGUCUGUUUGGGGUUUUGUUUUUCGUUACCAAAAUUUGUCUAUUCGAAAGAGAACACUGUCACGUGACACAUCACUCUCUUCGUCCCAAAGAGGAAAAACGAGCGAAAAAGACGAAGACGACGUCGAUAAAACAUACAACAUACAAGAAACAGAGUCUAUAUAUAUAGAGAGAGAGACGGAUCGGUCAAGCGAGAGAAGAAUGUCCGACGGCGCCGGACGAGAACAUGCAGCGCUGGGGAUGGAAACGAUUUUAAUACGUAGUACGCUAGAUGAAAGGCGAGACGAAGGAUGA
This is a messenger RNA of Microsporum canis CBS 113480, 372 nucleotides long. RefSeq lists its product as uncharacterized. The record is from RefSeq and is a predicted model, not a curated record. The transcript has 2 exons. Lineage: Eukaryota; Fungi; Ascomycota; Eurotiomycetes; Onygenales; Arthrodermataceae. Bases 1 to 372 code for a protein of 123 amino acids.